Lemur catta (Ring-tailed lemur) is the source of this 3541-nucleotide messenger RNA. It is a transcript of the gene P2RY1, whose product is annotated as purinergic receptor P2Y1. Gene Ontology annotation, molecular function: G protein-coupled ATP receptor activity; ATP binding; G protein-coupled ADP receptor activity. The transcript is spliced from 2 exons. Gene Ontology annotation, cellular component: plasma membrane. The record is from RefSeq and is a predicted model, not a curated record. Gene Ontology annotation, biological process: relaxation of muscle; platelet activation; phospholipase C-activating G protein-coupled receptor signaling pathway. Lineage: Eukaryota; Metazoa; Chordata; Mammalia; Primates; Lemuridae. The coding region runs from base 2 to 1123 and encodes 373 amino acids.
AAUGACCGAGGUGCUGUGGCCGGCUGUCCCCAACGGGACGGACGCUGCCUUCUUGGCCGGCCCGGGCUCUCCCUGGGGGAACAGCACUGUCGCCUCCACUGCAGCGGUCGCUGGCCCCUUCAAAUGCGCCCUGACCAAGACGGGCUUCCAGUUCUACUACCUGCCGGCUGUCUACAUCUUGGUGUUUAUCAUCGGCUUCCUGGGCAACAGCGUGGCCAUCUGGAUGUUCGUCUUCCAUAUGAAGCCCUGGAGCGGCAUCUCGGUGUACAUGUUCAACCUGGCUCUGGCCGACUUCUUGUACGUGCUCACUCUGCCAGCCCUCAUCUUCUACUACUUCAAUAAGACGGACUGGAUCUUCGGGGACGCCAUGUGCAAACUGCAGAGGUUCAUCUUCCAUGUGAACCUCUAUGGCAGCAUCUUGUUCCUGACGUGCAUCAGUGCGCACCGGUACAGCGGGGUGGUGUACCCGCUCAAGUCCUUGGGCAGGCUCAAGAAGAAGAACGCGGUCUACAUCAGCGUGCUGGUGUGGCUCAUCGUGGUGGCGGCGAUCUCCCCUAUCCUCUUCUACUCGGGCACCGGGGUCCGGAAAAAUAAAACCAUCACCUGCUAUGACACCACCUCAGACGAGUACCUGCGAAGUUAUUUCAUCUACAGCAUGUGCACCACCGUGGCCAUGUUCUGUGUCCCCUUGGUGCUGAUUCUGGGCUGUUAUGGAUUAAUUGUGAGAGCUUUGAUUUACAAAGACCUGGACAACUCUCCUCUGAGGAGAAAAUCGAUUUACCUGGUUAUUAUUGUACUGACUGUUUUUGGUGUGUCUUACAUCCCUUUCCAUGUGAUGAAAACGAUGAACUUGAGGGCCCGGCUGGAUUUUCAGACCCCAGCAAUGUGUGCUUUCAAUGACAGGGUUUAUGCCACUUAUCAGGUAACAAGAGGUCUAGCAAGUCUCAACAGUUGUGUGGACCCCAUUCUCUAUUUCUUGGCAGGAGACACUUUCAGAAGGAGACUCUCACGGGCGACCAGGAAAGCUUCCAGAAGAAGUGAGGCAAAUUUGCAAUCCAAGAGUGAAGACAUGACCCUAAAUAUUUUAUCUGAGUUCAAGCAGAAUGGAGAUACAAGCUUGUGAAGGCACAGGAAUCCCCAAACCUCACUUUUGUAACAUGGUCUCAGGAUGCCCAGCUUGGUUUAGGAUAUGUGUUAAGUACAUUGUUUCAGCUUCUAGAGAGCUUUCUUUGGGAGUGUGGAUCCAGUGAGGAGGUGCACAGUGACUAGAAAUGCCCUUUUAGUACUUGGCAUGUUUUUUCCAAAGUGUUUCUUCUUUAGCUUCGUACAUGAUGUUGUUGACAUUGAUGACCUGUGAAUGCAUGCCAAAUAGUAACAAGAAUGAUCUUGCCAACUCCUUCCAGGCCAAAAGAAGUCUCUGGGAAGAUCUAUGCUAAUAGUGAAAACAUACAGAGGGUCAGGACAAAGCAGUGAUCUAUUGGCUGGAAAGCUAAUUCAUGCCAUAUGAUAAUAUAAGUAUUUUAAUAAUAAAGGAAGAAAUCUUGGCAUUUGGAUAAAAGAUUAGCUAAAAUUAUAGAACUUAUCAUUUAACUUAAUUGCACACUACAAACAUAUUUUAAUGCCAAGUUCAAAGUGUUGUAUUGCUUACAAAUUGCCAUCUUUAACUCUUUAAACACCAAUUUGUGUUUACACUGAAAUGCUAAAAAGACAAACUAAGAAGAAAUAUAGCAUGCAAGUCAAGAUUAAGAAUUAAAAACAUGACGUUGCCACUCAGCCAGCUGUGGGACUCUUGACCCUUUCAAGACCACUCAUCAUGGAUUAAAAAGGUUGGAUGACAUCCAUUUGUUGUGGGGUACGGGGUGCGGGAAAGCAUGAAAAAUAGACAGCAAGAAGUGCAUGAAAUCUGCUACCGUUAUUUUCAGGACUCUUCAAUCCAAUCCUUGGCUAAAAAUUCCUACAAGGUUCACUAAUUGUGAUGUCGACCUAUGACCUGUAAGUUGUCUCAAUCUACCAGACUGGACACUAAACUGUCUUUGGAUACUAUAGAUGUCAAUGCUUAUUACAGCUGGAAUUCCACUAGUGACAAUACUUAAAGAUGUGAUACUAAUUAGGAUCUAUUGAAAUGUUAACUUUGCUGGUCAAAUUAUAACUAUCAUAACUGUAUUUAUUGAUGAAGCUUACAGUCCUUCAGUUGUACAGAUUGAAAAACUUUCUUGAAAGAUCCAACAAACUGAUGUAAAUUCUAUUUAUUACACUGUAUAAUACUAAUGUGUUAAACUGGUGUAUUUUACAUAAUAUAUGAAUGCGUAGACAAAAUGAGAGUUGUAUAUUAUGAUGCUUUUCAAAUAUCAGUAUCCUGAAAUAUUUGUCUUCAAAUAUGUUUUGUCUAAAAUAUGAAAAUGUUUUGUGAUAUGAGUGAGUAGUUUUCCCUAGAAAUACUUUUGCAUGUUUACCUUUUUAUUUUGGGUUCUUUCUAUAUAGACACAAUUUAGUGUCAGAGUAUAUUAAUCAAUAGUAAAUAUAAAAUAUCUUAGUGAGAUGGGGUCUUUAUUGUCUACAUUUUAUAUAUAUUAUAGAAAGGUUUAUAUUGUCUUUUCGGGAGGUUUAGAAUUUUGCCCCAAAUGCAAAGCUUCCCUUUUCAAAUGCAAAAGCCUUGUCUUAAAUUCAAAGGUGAUCUCUGAUGUUUUAAAAGUCUAGUGGGAUGGGCAUUAUAGAUACAGCAUUAGAUUUUAAGGAAAAAAUUUUGGGAAAUGGGGCGAGGAAAAGGCAGCUGGUACAAUCAGUUACUGCUACUCAGUUUUACUUAAAUUUUUGCAUUGUAUUUCUUCUUAAGGUGAAAUAGUAUAAUCUUAAUUUUUUUGAGAUGGAAUUUUUAAGUAACACACUACCAGCAAGUUCAACACUGCUAUUGAUUUCAGUCUUUUUUUUCUUUGUUCAAUUGAUAACUUUAAUUAUAAUUUUUAUAGUUAUAACUAUUUUAUUUGGCUGCUUAAUUCUGUUACAGUUUUUUAUUCUGUUGUACAUUGUAUUAUAGACAUCACAAAUUAAUAUGAAGGUCAAUAUAUGUUACAUAUCAAAAUUUGUGAAUUUGAAUUAUAGUAUGUUUUAGUGCUUUUGCAAAAAAAUGUUUAUUUUUAUAUUAUCUGUGAUUUUAAUAUAGAUAAUUGGACUAGAAUUCUUUUGAGUAAUAGUGCCAUUGAAUGAGUGGUAUGGAAACAGUGUUACUUGACAUUUUGAGCUUUCUCAGGUUUAUCUAAAUCAGUGGUACCUUAAAAUCCAGACUAAUUGUGCAUAGUUGUGUUUUUAAGGAAAGUACAUUUCCUAUAGUAGCACAGUAUGGUUUGCAUGCUGGAGUAUGCAAAGUCUUGUAUGUUUGUGUGUAUGUGUGUGUGUGUGUGUGUGUGUGUGUGUCUAAGGCAUGGCAGCCAACUUUGUAUCUGCUAUUUAUAGUACCAGCACAGCUUCUUGAUUGUGGCCACUAAAAUUGUACUUACCAUUGACAAUUAAAACUGAAAAAGACUCAAUAAAACUAUGAAACAUG